AUGCCGCCCUGGAUUCUCCUCUCCUCCCUCCUCUUCACCGCCGCGCUCAGCACCAAUGCACCCCCGCACACCCAACACCACCCAUACACCAACCCCAUCCUGCCCGGCUGGCACUCCGAUCCAAGCUGCCUGUUCUCCCCCUCCCACAACAACACCUUUUUCUGCACGACCUCCUCCUUCCUGACCUUCCCAGGCUGUCCGAUCUACGCCAGCCAGGACCUCCAGCACUGGACGCAGGCCAGCGCCGCCGUCCACCGCGCCAGCCAGCUCCCCGCCCUGCGCGACGACACCAACCAACAGACCCUCGGCCUCUUCGCCUCGACCCUACGCCUGCACAAUGACACCUUCUACCUCCUGACCAGCUGGCUCGACUUCGACUCGCCCAGCACCCCGCAGUUCCUCCUCUUCACCACGACCGACCCCUACAACCGCACCGCCUGGUCGGACCCCCUGCCCAUCGCGAACCCGACGGGCGCCAUCGACCCGGAUUUCUUCAUCGACGCCGACGGCACGACGGUCAUGGCCUACUCCGGCUCGCCCAUCCGCGCCUCGAUCGUCGAUCUCGCCACCGGCGCCGCAAGCCCCCCGUUUCCCUUGUGGAACGGCACCGGGGCCAGCAGUCCCGAGGGGCCCCAUCUGUACUGGAAGGACGGGUGGUACUACCUGUUGAUCGCGGAGGGGGGCACGCAGCUCCACCACGCGGCCACGCUCGCUCGGUCCCGCGACUUGGCGGGUGGCAGCGGCAGCUGGGAGGCGAGUCCCCGCAACCCCCUCGUGAGUAACGCGCACACGGACGCGUAUUUCCAGACGGUCGGGCAUGCGGACUUGUUUGUGGACGCGCACAGGAACUGGUGGGGGGUGGCGUUGGCGACGCGCGGCGGGCCGCGCUUGUACAAUGCCAGUGUGUAUCCCAUGGGCCGCGAGACGGUGCUGUUUCCGGUCCGGUGGGAGGAGGGCGGGUGGCCCGUCGCUGGGGGGAGGGUGGCCGGACGCAUGGAGGGGCCGUUGCCGUCGGUGAGUUGUGGGGGGCUGGGGCAGGCCCUGGGGUUUGUGGGUGAUGCCCGUGAGGUGGUGGAGUUCAAGCCGGGAAGUACCUUGCCGGCGGAGUGGGUGUUCUGGCGCGCGCCGGUCCGGCCGUGGGAUUAUGUGGUUAGUCCGCCUGAGAGACCGAAUGUGUUGCGGUUGACGGCCAGUCGGGCCAACUUGACGGGCGACGAGGGGUUUCAGGCUACGGAUGGAUUGACGUUUGUGGCGCGGAGGCAGACGCAUUCGUUGUUCCGGUUCGAGGUGGAUGUCAUGCUGGGUUUCGCUACCGGGUCCGAGCAGGAGGAUGAGGUCGGCGUCACCGCGUUCUUGAAUCAGGGGCAGCAUGUUGACUUUGGGGUGUUUUAUGGGGUGGAAGCAGGAGCUGCAGCGAAGGGAAAUGCAACCGGGUUGUAUCUGCGCUUGCGGACGACGGUGUCGGGGAAGACGGGAUUUGAGGGCUGUGCACCUGAGACGGUGGUGGUGAAGGUUCCGGACAGCUGGGAUAUGGGAGAUUCGGUGAGGCUUGCCAUUCACACGGUGAAUACUACGCAUUUUGCGUUCAGUGCGGCACAGAAGGGGAAAUCGAAUGAGGGAUUGGUGCUGGGGGUGGUGAAUACUACAGUCAUCAGUGGGGAUGGGGCGGGAACUGGGGCCUUACUCGGGGUUUAUGCGACGACCAAUGGCGGACUGCAUGCGAUGGAGGCGUAUAUCAGUCGAUGGGGGUAUUUCGGAGAGGCACAAGAGAUUGACUAUGAGGAAUUCAUUCCUGCAGGAGAUGAAGGGUGCUAG
Messenger RNA from Aspergillus brunneoviolaceus CBS 621.78, 1815 nucleotides. Its product is annotated as Arabinanase/levansucrase/invertase. Bases 1 to 1815 code for a protein of 604 amino acids. The transcript has 2 exons. Gene Ontology annotation, molecular function: hydrolase activity, hydrolyzing O-glycosyl compounds. The record is from RefSeq and is a predicted model, not a curated record. Lineage: Eukaryota; Fungi; Ascomycota; Eurotiomycetes; Eurotiales; Aspergillaceae. Gene Ontology annotation, biological process: carbohydrate metabolic process.